AUGGCGGCGCUCGCCUUAGCUUUCUUUAGGCAGUGUGGCGCCCUUUACGGGUGCUGUUCGCUGUGCUUUGUUUGGGGUUCGCGCGCGCCUCCGCGGCUUCGGGCUCGCGGCGCCCACGCGAUCGAGUCUGUUUUCGAUCGGCGCGGCCUUGACACUCUCUUGUCCGUCUCUGGCUGCCUGUCUGCAGAGCGAACCGUGCGGAACCUCGUUCUUUCAAUCUGCGAGUUCCGCCUACAGGCGGCGCCGGCUGCGCCACACCCCACAGAGGAGACAGGGGCCGGCGGCGGCGUGCCCGGCGGGCGCGUGGGCAGUCAGCUGCUCCUUCUCGGCAGCGGCUUGGGCUCCAGCGACCGCGGGGGGACGCAGCUGCUCAUGCAUGGCGGCGCGGACGAAACCCAGUGCUACGACGAUCUUCACGUGAUUGAGCUCGAGCGAGGCUUGUGGCGGGCGGUCAGCGUCGGCGGUUUCUCCAAGCCUAGCGGGGUCUAUGGUCACUCCAUGCGAGUCUGGAAUGACAAAAUCGUCCUCUUUGGCGGCCUCGCGAACCAGAGAGCCCAGGAGCUCGCAAACAUAGACGGGGUCCAGACGUUUCCGCCGCCACCCUUCAUAGGGCCUCAAAGCACAGAGUGGCUGCACAACCCGCAGCCGAGCAACAGUCUCUUCCUGCUUCAGGUCGACGGAUUCGUGUGGACGCAGCCCGACGUCGACGGCGAGGUUCCCACUCCUCGCGCCUUCCACGGCGCCACCAUUUGCAAAGACUUCCUCGUCGUCUUUGGGGGUGCGACCGACGCCAGACUGCGAGAGCCAAGCAACGACUUGUAUCUUCUCGACUUGUUGCGGAGUACGUGGCACUGCCCGUCCUCCUUUUCUGCGAAGAAACGGCGAGCCGGCGAAGGUCUCGAAAUCGAGACAGAAAGUGGUGGCGCCGCGCGUGAGGAGGCGGAAGAUGAAAGCGAGUCUGCGCCUGUAGUCAGAGUGUCAGGCACUCCGCCUUCGCCGCGCCUCGGUCACGCCAUGGUCACUGUGAAGCAGACUGAAAAGAUUCUUCUCUUUGGCGGUGUGGCAGAUGACACGAAUUUGUACUGCCUGGAUUUCGAGGUCUACCGAAGGGCGCGGUCCGGUGCCAGCAGACGCGCAGCCGCAGACGACGAUGACGAAGUUUCUGAACUUUCUCUCGCUUGGUCUUGCAUCGAGACGCACCGGACUGGCCCUGUGAGUCGCGGCUUCUUCACGUUCGCGCAAGUCGGACCGGGGCGGCUCUUCAUCUUCGGCGGUCAGCCGCUGACCAGCGCCGCGCCCGACGCCAGCAGUCCCGCGGACCUCUACGUGCUGAAUCUGAAGACCUACAACUGGCAGAAGCCGCUCUACGAAGGCCAGCUGUCUCUUCGAGCAGAGGCUGCGGCGGUCCUGCAUGACAAGCUUAUUGUCUUCGGAGGGGCGCGGGUCUCGCCCAAGGCGCCCGCUGCCUCCGGCGCCGCGGAGGGCGAGGCGACCGGGCCGGCGCGGAGCGCAAAACCCAGUGCCCUCGGUAACGAGGGCGAAGGGGCGCUGUCGUCGCUGCUCGGCGCGUCCAGCUCCUGCCGCAUCAGCAAGAAGCUGUUUUUUCUGAAUGUCUUGGAGAUUAAAGAAGGCGCCGGAGGCGGGGAAUUUCGCUUCAAACUCGUCACAGUCGGCGACUCGGGCGUCGGGAAGUCCUGUCUUCUCAUGCGCUUCGUGCAGGAUCAGUACUCGGAUUUUCACGUGUCUACGAUUGGAGUCGACUUCAAGUCGGUUGUGACGAUGGUGAAAGGCAAGGUCUGCACGCUGCAGCUUUGGGAUACAGCGGGACAGGAGCGCUUCAGCGGCGUGACAGGCAACUACUACCGAAACGCAGACUGUUUCGUGCUUGUCUUCGAUGCGACGCGACGAAGUACCUUCCUCCAUAUCGACAGCUGGAUCAAACAGAUCAAGGAACACCACGACUGUGGCCUGUCGACGAUCAUGCUUCUGAUUGGAAACAAGGCAGACCUGAGCGGGACUUUGGAGGUCUCUGAGCAAGAAGCUCGCGAGUUCGCAGACGGCAUUGGCGCCAUCUACGUCUCUACUUCGGCCAAGACGUCGGCGAACGUGGAUGCCGCCUUCCUGGCGGCCGCGACGAAGCUCGUGGACAUGCGACGACGCGCAGCUGCCGGGGCUGCCUCCGCGGCGGCUUCUGCGACCUCCGCGGCUCCCGCCGCGGCGAGUCCCUUGCCAGCGCCUGCGCGUCCGGGGUCAGGAAUUUCUCUUUUGCCUAACGCGCUGGGGGGGUCUCCGCUGAGUCAGCGAAGGGCCGGGUGCGCGGGCGCGUGCGCAGGCGGCGGUGGCGGCCUCCUUGAGCAGCUUCGGCAGAGCCCGCCAGUCCAGGCAAAUGGCGAAAACCAAGAAAACCGAGGAGACAGCCUCGCGCCUUCCACGCAGGCCUGA
This is a messenger RNA of Besnoitia besnoiti, 2442 nucleotides long. RefSeq names its product Ras family protein. Gene Ontology annotation, molecular function: GTP binding; GTPase activity; protein binding. Bases 1 to 2442 code for a protein of 813 amino acids. The record is from RefSeq and is a predicted model, not a curated record. Lineage: Eukaryota; Apicomplexa; Conoidasida; Eucoccidiorida; Sarcocystidae. The transcript has 14 exons.